This is a messenger RNA of Pogoniulus pusillus (Red-fronted tinkerbird), 1681 nucleotides long. It is a transcript of the gene SKA1, whose product is annotated as spindle and kinetochore associated complex subunit 1. Gene Ontology annotation, cellular component: outer kinetochore; mitotic spindle; spindle microtubule. Gene Ontology annotation, biological process: mitotic cell cycle; cell division; chromosome segregation. The transcript is spliced from 7 exons. The record is from RefSeq and is a predicted model, not a curated record. Gene Ontology annotation, molecular function: microtubule binding. Bases 189 to 947 code for a protein of 252 amino acids. NCBI's taxonomy places the organism in Eukaryota, Metazoa, Chordata, Aves, Piciformes, Lybiidae.
GCUGCCUAACGGCCGGACGCGGCUUGUUCAAACCGGAGCUGCUGCCGGCUUCCGCUGGCGGCUGCCCGGGGAGGGAGCACCGCUUGUUUCCUCACCGGGCCGGGCGAACUGGACCGGCUAAGACCUUCGUCGGGUCAGCCUCCUUCCUCCUCAGGGCGGCGGCCGAGCGGCUCGGUCACGGCGGCGAUAUGGCAUCCCCAGACCUGGACAGCUUGCGAGUUCACAUCAACGCAAAGAUUUCAUAUGUUAAAAAGAUCCUUCAGUUAAGAAGAACAGUUGAAGAUCCUGGCCUCAAAACCGUGCUCUGUAAAGUUGGCAAGGAGAUAGGUGUCUUGCACAGUCUACUGAAUCAAAUGGAAGUGGAAGUUCAACAGCAGGAAAAACUUAGGGAUCUGCUAAAAGAGCUUCAGAAGUCUGCUGAGAAAGAUCAGCUUGAAGCACAGCUCCUCCAUGAAUACAUUCCCCAUCUGCCUAAAGGAACUAAGAUAUGCAUUGCUAUGCCAACUGAGAAAAAUAAAGAGCAAGAAGUAGCUGUAAAGCCUCAACAACCAAGUAAACCGACAAGAAAGAAGAUACUCAUUAAAAGUAUGGGUUUGAUAACAGCAGAAGAAUUCAAAGGCAUUCCUGCGUAUAUGAGAGGUCGUAUCACCCAUGACCAGAUUAACCACACUGUGAAUGAGAUCAACAAAGCUGUGAAGUCCAAGUACAAGAUCCUAUACCAGCCUUUGAAAUCCAUGAAUCUAGCAACCAGAAACCUCUACCACAGGUUCAAGGAAGAGGAAACAAAGGACACCAAAGGUGAGUUUUUCAUCGUGGAGGCUGACAUCGCAGAGUUCACCGAGCUGAAGAUGGACAAACGCUUCUACAGCAUCCUCAACAUGCUGCGCCACUGCCAGCGGACCAGAGAAAUCCGCGGCUCCAGGCUCGUCCGCUACAUCAUCUGCUAGCCAGCCUCCCACCUCCUGCUUACCCAGGCUGCAGCAGGGUGAAGCAUUGUUGUCAGACACACCACGCUUUUGUGGUCCUACCUGAGGGUCUCCUUUCCUGAGCACCAAGAAGUGUUUUUCAGACUUCUCUCUGAAUUUAGUAGCAGCAAAAUCGAAUGACCUGGAGGCGUUUGUGGUUUGGUUUUGAGGAACUCCUGUCCUUGGGUGAAUGACAAAUGGAAAAUUAGAUUGGAAUUGGUGCAUCUGUGUUCUCAGGAGGUUCUAAUCACAUCUUUAGGUCAGCUCUUGAAAGUUAAAUUCUCCUCCCAGAUAAUAAUGUUCCUCCUUGUGUUUACGAGUCAGAGGCUGUUGAAGGCUCUGGAGCUGUUCAAAGGAAGCAUUUAAUCCCUCAAACCUAUUUCCAGAUUUCAGUUCCUUCAUCUUUUACUUCUUAGCCUAGUUGUAUGGUUUGGAGUUUCCUGUGUGGCUGCAAUAGGAAGAACUGAGGUGCUUAAAACAUUUCCAGACAGAUGAUCUGUAGUUCUGUGAACCAUGUGGUCUUCUGAUUUCACCUUGCAGCCAGAAUUUCCCCUCAGAUCAACUCUUGAAACUGAAACAGCAGAGCAGGAGGGUUUGUUAUGUGAAAAUGUUGGUCAGGUUCUUCACAGCUUUAUAGAGUGUAAUAAAGCAUCACAGCAGAAUUGCUGAGAUGGAUAUCGACUGAGUAGGUAAUCAAACCUGUUCUGAUAAGAAAA